Messenger RNA from Rhipicephalus microplus (southern cattle tick), 1563 nucleotides. It is a transcript of the gene tll, whose product is annotated as nuclear receptor subfamily 2 group E member tailless. The record is from RefSeq and is a predicted model, not a curated record. NCBI's taxonomy places the organism in Eukaryota, Metazoa, Arthropoda, Arachnida, Ixodida, Ixodidae. Gene Ontology annotation, molecular function: sequence-specific DNA binding; zinc ion binding; DNA-binding transcription factor activity. Gene Ontology annotation, biological process: regulation of DNA-templated transcription.
AUGGACGCAACCGAGACUGAAGACGCAGCGAAAGGCGCAGGUGACGUGGUGAACCCAGAUGCUUCAACAGGUACAGCCACACCGACUGGUGGUGAUGGACCAACAAUACAAGCAGACAUAACAUCUGGGGAGGUAGCUCAAGAGCCAGACGGCCAAACCGAGGAAGGCUUCACAAGCACCUCAUCGAAGGAGCCUGAGCCGGUGGAAUUGACUGAACUUCCAGUGUUGUGCGAGAGGAACCAGCCUGGCAACUCACGAGCGGCAGUGCCAGUGCUAGACAUGCCUUUUACAAUUGAGAAACUGAACACUGCUAUCGUUGACUGUAUCCUGCGCACAGGUCGCAUCCUGCUGGACAUGCCGUGCAAGGUGUGCCUCGACCACUCUUCGGGAAAGCACUACGGGAUAUUCGCCUGCGACGGGUGCGCCGGCUUCUUCAAGCGCUCUAUCCGCCGCAACCGGCAGUACGUGUGCAAAGCCCGAGGGGCGGCUGCCAACGGCUGUCCGGUGGACAAGACGCACCGCAACCAGUGCCGAGCCUGUCGCCUACGAAAGUGCCUCGAGGCCGGCAUGAACAGAGAAGCUGUUCAGCACGAGCGUGGACCGCGCAACUCGACGAUACGCCGCCAGGUGGCCCUCUACUUGAAGGAAGGACAUAGGCCCACGGGAUUCGGCCUUCCUGUUCCCUCAGCCGCGCUGUCACCUGGAGCAGCCGCCGGCGUUCUGAGUGCAGCCGGAGCAGCGGCUGCUGCGGCUGCAGCGGCAAGCGUCGGUAGCCCUUUCGCCGCUCUGCAUCCGGCGCUGCUGGGUUCCGCUGGUGUGACACCCGAUGCAGCGAGCAGCGUUGCGGCCGCCGCCGCCUUUUACACGACGCCGUCGCUGAGGCCCCUGCCUGGAGCGGGACUCUGCCAUCCAACGCCGAAGUACCCUUACGAGUUCCCCAAUGCCUUUCCUGAGACCAUCUGCGAGGCUGCGGCGCGGCUGCUUUUCAUGAACGUCCGGUGGAUGAAGCACGUGACCGCCCUCAGUGCCAUACCAAUGAGGGAUCAGGUGUUCCUGCUGGAAGAGGGGUGGCGGGAAAUGUUCGUGCUGUCGGCGGCGCAGUUUAACCUGCCCCUCGAGGUGGCGCCACUACUCGCUGCUGCAGGCCUCUCCUCGGAGCCAACGACAUCGAAUCGCGUGGAGGCGCUCAUAUCGGAUAUACGAAACUUUCAGGAUGUCGUCGCCAAGCUGAAGGACAUGGGCUUGGACCCGUCUGAGUACACGUGCAUGAAGGCCAUCGCACUCUUCAAGACCAACUUCCCGGGUCAGCCACCUGAAUCGCUACCAUUGAGGGAUCCCGAAGCCGUGGGAGCCAUGCAAGACCAGGCGCAGACGACCCUCAUGCGCUGUGUCCAAACGGCGCAUCCGACGCAGCCGCACCGCUUCGGCAAGAUCCUGCUUGCCUUGGCGUGGCUCUCCACUGUGCCUUCGGCAACGAUAGAAGAGCUGUUCUUCCGAAAGACCAUUGGCACCAUUCCCAUUGCGAGGCUUCUCGGAGACAUGUACAAGACGGGAGGCUUAUGA